This is a messenger RNA of Arctia plantaginis, 1083 nucleotides long. The record is from the annotation of a GenBank genome assembly. Lineage: Eukaryota; Metazoa; Arthropoda; Insecta; Lepidoptera; Erebidae.
AUGAUUUCCUAUCCAAUUUAUAAUUUCAUAUCACGAGUUCAAAAUGGAAACUCACAACGACUGGGCCGCGUAUCUCGAGCAGAGACGAAAGCCACAGCCAUGGUAUUCGUAAUGAUCCUAGCCUUCACCAUUUCGUGGACCCCCUACUCUCUAUUUGCGCUAAUAGAACAGUUCGCCACAGAGAGAAUUAUAUCUCCAGGAGCUGGUGUUAUUCCAGCGCUAGUUGCGAAGAGCUCAAUUUGCUAUGAUCCUCUUAUUUAUGUAGGAAUGAAUACCCAAUUUCGAAACUCAAUGAAACGAAUAUUCGGUAUUCAUACAAAAGGUCAAACAUCCAGGACUGAAAGAGAUUACCCAAAUAAUCGGAUGUCACCAGUUAAUAAAUUAUCCAGCGCCAAUAAUAAUACUACACGAAUUAUUUCAGAAACUAAUUUAUCCAGCAUACAAAAAACUCCGAAGGAUAAAAAAAAUAUAUUUAAUGACGAUUUAUCCGAAGCCACAUACAACGAGUACCAUCGAACAUUCACAAGGGAUAACGAACUUUGCACCAUUCCCGAAAACAAGCACUCUGAUGUGGAACGGUCUGGUGAUACCGUUUAUGACGAAGAUAGCAGCAAUAAUAGCAAUAACCGAAAAAAUGAGUUUUUUGGAGAAUCUUGUAAAAUGAGCAAUGAGAGAUCACCAGUACUUACUUUUAUGGAUUCUGAAAGAUUGCUAUUUAGCAAAAUACCAGAGUGUGAAGAUAUUGAAGCGGAUGCAAGCAAAACCUUUGGAAAUGAAGGUUUUGAAGAACAUUGUACAGAUCAACCUAAUAGACACAAUUCCAAAAUAGAAAACGAGCAACAAAGCUUACAGAAGCAAAGGAUGUUACGACAAAGUUUCUCUUUAGACUUUCCCCGCCUCUUAAAUGAAAAUAAACAAAGAAAACUUUCAAUAGAGACAAAAAUGGAAUGUCUUAUCCAACCCAAAGGUUUCUUCAGGGAAACAAUUACUAAAAUUUUUGACAAAGACGCCAUCCAAGCACAAGACAGUUUUAAGAGUUAUCUGUGCGACUACAAACAUGAAAGUGGGCACGAUAACUUGUAG